AAUAAUGUAUAUACAUAUCCGAAAUCAAUGGAUUGACGAAUCGAGUUCACUAAGUAUCUUGAUAAAUGCAAAACAAUUCUAAUAUUCUGACAGCAGAAAGGAAUUUAAAUAAUUGAUAUUGCACUUCUUAGCGUGUGCUGUGACGAAAAAAAAAGAGUGAACAUAAGUGUAACAUACGAGCUACGCAUUUUAAAUUCAUAAUCUACUCUCGGGACCAGUAGCAUGUUGUUGCUUUUUUUAGGAACGUUUCAUUAGAUAUGCAAAUUGAAAAUAAGACAAACGUACGUUUAAUGCGUAAUUUGCACAUCCAGAAUAUAACUUGUUCUGUGAUAUUUUAGCUACGUUUUAACAAUUAUUACUCUUUACUGACUUUGUAACUGACUGAGAAACCGAGUGCUGACGAUGAAAAUGAACACAGCACAGUCGCGUUCGUGUUAUAUGCUCUUCGUUGCAACGGUCUUGUUCCUUCUACAGGGAAUAUUUUGUACCGGGGGAUUCGUCGGAUUCAGCCCUCUUACAAUUCUUGACGGCGAAUCAUGCCCUCAAAGUCACAUGAUUGACGACACCAUUGUAGACAAUGAGAAGAAAUGUUUUAUCCUGUGCUCGAGGAAACCGUCGUGCUACGGGGUUUUUCUUGGACCGUAUGAAAGAUGCGUGACGUGUGCAGCAAAGUUCUUUACGAAGGACGAUACUCAACACACGUCAGCAGUGACUAGAUUUUACAAACGGUUACCAGACAGUUCGGCUUAUGAUGGAAUCACUUCAGGAGUUUCCGUGUUCCACGUUGUGACGCAAAGAUUGUACUGGGUCACGUCAAAGCAAAGCUGUGAAGGCUUAGGUGGAUAUCUGGCAAGCAUCAAAUCUGAGGAAGAAAAUGAAUACGUGGUAAACACUGUUCUUGCAUCCUUUAAUGGCAAUAUCUGGAUUGGUGGAAAUGGAACAAAUGAAUCGCCAGAUACUUUCAAGUGGCUAGAUGGGUCAAAAGUGGCGGAUGGAUAUACAAACUGGAUUAGUGGUCAACCCUUUCAUCCCGUUGAAGAGACAGUAUGCAUGUUGAUGUUUGAACAUAAAAAUUACCAGUGGGGCGAUAACUUUUGUAAUACGGUCUAUUAUGGUCUUUGUCAAUUUGAAUAGAAAUGGUAGAAAUAGCAAUACAGUC
Mercenaria mercenaria is the source of this 1159-nucleotide messenger RNA. RefSeq lists its product as uncharacterized. Gene Ontology annotation, molecular function: signaling receptor activity. The transcript has 4 exons. The coding region runs from base 403 to 1134 and encodes 243 amino acids. Lineage: Eukaryota; Metazoa; Mollusca; Bivalvia; Venerida; Veneridae. The record is from RefSeq and is a predicted model, not a curated record.